Molecule: messenger RNA, 1195 nt
Organism: Harmonia axyridis
Lineage: Eukaryota; Metazoa; Arthropoda; Insecta; Coleoptera; Coccinellidae
Product: ATPase ASNA1 homolog
Exons: 2
Coding region: 108-1100 (330 amino acids)
Biological process (GO): post-translational protein targeting to endoplasmic reticulum membrane
Cellular component (GO): GET complex
Molecular function (GO): ATP binding; ATP hydrolysis activity
Source: RefSeq, a predicted model, not a curated record
AGUGACUUGUAAAAAGACACAUUGACACAUACGAUAUACAUUACUUACAAUGCAAAUUGAUUAGUUUGUGAAAUUUGUUUUGAUUGAUUCAUUAAAAUUUACUGAAAAUGCCUGACUUUGAGCCAUUAGAUCCUACCUUGAAUAAUGUUAUUCAACAAACAACCCUGAAAUGGAUAUUUGUAGGUGGAAAAGGUGGGGUCGGGAAAACAACUUGCAGUUGCAGUUUAGCAGUACAACUUUCCAAAGUUCGAGAGUCCGUUUUAAUAAUUUCCACUGAUCCAGCCCAUAAUAUUUCAGAUGCUUUUGAUCAAAAAUUUACAAAAUCACCUAUCUUAGUGAAGGGUUUUAAUAAUCUAUAUGCGAUGGAAGUAGAUCCAAAUGGUGGAUUCAAUGAAUUGCCUGAAGAAUAUUUUGAUGGAGAACCAGAUGCAAUAAAGAUGAGUAAAGGAAUCAUUCAAGAAAUAAUCAGUGCAUUUCCUGGAAUUGAUGAAGAGAUGAGUUAUGCAGAGGUUAUGAAGCUAAUCAAAAAUAUGAAUUUUUCUGUUGUUGUAUUUGACACUGCUCCAACAGGACACACAUUAAGAUUACUUACUUUUCCUCAAGUUGUUGAGAAAGGAUUAGGAAAAUUAUUAAGACUCAAAAUGAAAGUUUCACCUUUUUUAACACAGUUAGGAGGUUUUUUAGGUUUAGCAGAUUUUAAUGUUGAUAAUUUCACUGGCAAAUUGGAAGAAAUGUUAUCAGUUAUCAAACAGGUGAAUGAGCAGUUUCGAAAUCCUGAUCAGACAACUUUUGUUUGUGUUUGUAUUGCUGAAUUCUUAUCACUUUAUGAAACAGAAAGGCUGGUACAGGAAUUGGCUAAAUGUAAAAUUGAUACACAUAACAUUAUCGUAAAUCAGCUUAUAUUCAGGACAGCUGAUCAAAAUCCUUGCAAGAUGUGUAACGCAAGAUUUAGGAUCCAGGAAAAAUAUUUAGAUCAGAUAAAAGAUCUUUAUGAAGACUUUCAUGUUACUAAGCUACCUCUAUUAGAGAAUGAAGUCCGAGGAGUUGAGAAAGUUUCAAGUUUCUCAGAGAAUUUGGUCCAACCAUACACUUCAGGUUGAAUGAGUUAAUAUAUCUAUUUAAAAUAUUGGUGGUAUUAUUUUUUGUUUCUGAUUGUUACUGACUUCAUUGUCAAUAAAUUUUAUUUGAAACUUUA